This is a messenger RNA of Triticum aestivum (bread wheat), 1311 nucleotides long. RefSeq names its product oxysterol-binding protein-related protein 1C-like. The coding region runs from base 714 to 1001 and encodes 95 amino acids. The record is from RefSeq and is a predicted model, not a curated record. Lineage: Eukaryota; Viridiplantae; Streptophyta; Magnoliopsida; Poales; Poaceae. The transcript has 2 exons.
CACCCACCUCCCUCGACUUUGAUUUAGAUCGGGAAGCCCCGGCCGCCCGCCUCUUCCUCUCCCUCCUGACCACGGCGAGCUCCCUUCCCCCUCCCUCACACCAGAUCCAGGGCAUGGAGCCGUGGUGAGCUCCUUCCCCAACCCUCCUCACCGGAUCCAGAGGAGAGCAGGUGACCACGUCCUCCGGCGACGGCGUUGCUCCGGGGUGUGGAGGCCGCCGAGCUGCAGGAGGAGGAGCUCCCUGCCACCCCAAGGCCCCAGAUCCAGCCGCCACGGACAAGGAGCCCGCGGCCAUGGCGACCUAGCAGGCACCACAGGAGGAGGCCGGCCAUGGCGACACCGGAUCUGGCAUCUCCGGGGUCCUCUACAAGUGGGUCAACUACGGUCGCGGGUGGCGGCCCCGCUGGUUCGCGCUCAGCGACGGCGUGCUCUCCUACUACAAGAUCCACGGGCCCGACCGCAUCGACCUCUCCUGCGACACCGACCGCGGCGCCAAGGUCAUCGGCGAGGACUCGCUCCGCCGCCUCGCGCGCCCCUCCUCCGCCUCCGCCCCCCACUCCAAUGGCCACGGCCACCACUAGACGCCCCGCAAGCCCCUCGGCGAAAUCCACCUCAAGGUGUCGACCGUCAGAGAGAGCAGAUCGGACGACAGGAGGUUCUCCAUCUUCUCGGGGACCAAGAGGCUGCACCUGCGGGCCGAGACGAGGGAGGACAUGGCCGCGUGGCUCGAGGCGCUCCGUGCCACCAAGGAGAUGUUCCCGAGGAUGUCCACCAGCGAGAUGGUCGGGCCGGGGGACACUGCGGCGGCCGCGGCGGUCUCCACCGAGCGCCUGAAGAAGCGCCUGCAGCAGGAACGGGUCAGCGAUGCUGCCAUUGCUGACAGCGAGAGGAUCGUGCGGGAGGAGUUUGAGGCGCUGCACAAGCAGCUUGUGCUUCUCAAGCAGAAGCAGGCGCUACUCCUUGACACGCUCCGCCACCUAGAGGUAUUCAUAUCUAUCUGACCCUGCUUCGAACAGAACUUGAUCGUGCAUGGGAGUAGGAAAUUUUGGUGUCCACUGCAUGGUGUGAUAUUGUGCCAUUCUCUACAUGGUUUAAUUAAUGAAGAAACAAGUACAGAGCUACUGACGUACAUUGACGCACGGAGGAAUUUUGCCGUUCUGCGUACACGAUUGACAUGAGUGUACAUCGAAACCGAUUUUGAAUACUAGCUGUCACCAUGGGUCGUGCUGUACUUACAUUUCUUUGAGCUUUCUGCCACUGUUGUUUUAUUGAGUUAGUACUUGCAUUUCUUUGAAAUCUUCUGCCACUGCU